Molecule: messenger RNA, 1419 nt
Organism: Durusdinium trenchii
Lineage: Eukaryota; Dinophyceae; Suessiales; Symbiodiniaceae
Source: the annotation of a GenBank genome assembly
AUGGCCCUGUGGUGUUGCUGUGUGGAGGUCAAACGGCCCGAAAAGAUUCAGCGCGGCCAUGCUCCGCGGCCGAUGAAACGCCCCAGCACCGGCGGAGCGCAUGUGAACAUCGGCAUCGCCGCCCUGGAGACGCCCAAGGCGAGCUCCGGCGAUGGCGGCACCGGCAAUGACCCACCUUCCAUGGUGUGCUCUGAGGGAGGUGGAAGCGGAGGUGGAGGUGGAGUUGGUGGAGCUGAGAGUGCAGGUGAGUUGAUGCCUUUCAAGAGGCAGAAGACUAGAGAUGCUGGCCAUGCAUUACAACGGCGGAAGACCGCUGCAAUGGAAGACUACUUGCAAGCCCUGCCGGAAGAAGAGGCCCGGGACGAUGCUGAACCUUCCAAAGGUCUGGAAAUCACGACGGAUAAUAUUGCGGUAAAUCUCCGUGUGACACGGGGGCCUGACUGGACUUGGGGAGAAGAAGAUGGUGACAAAACUGGUGUGGUGCUGUCCUUUGACAAGGCUAAAGGCUUGGCACAUGUCCUUUGGGAAGGAGGGCAAGCACACAAGCACUAUCGCUUUGGGCAGGGGAAAAGUGAUUUGGCGAUAUGUACUAGUUCAGGAACCUCAGCGCUUGGUAGACGGAAUUCGCAGCUAUUCUUCGCAAGCAAAAGCCAGACCCUGUUGAUUUUUGACUGGGAUGACACGCUCUUCCCCACGACCUACGUCCGAGAUGAUUUGAAGCUGGUGUGGAACAAACCAUUGAAAGAUCAAGAUUUGAGCUCGGCAGAGAAGACGACCAUUAGCAAAAAGCUAGAGCUUUGUUCUUCUCAUGUGGUGGAGCUCCUUAAGGGAGCUGACCGUUGUGGCAAGGUGGUCUUGCUCACUUUAGCGCGGGCACCUUGGGUCUCCGAGUCCUGCAAGAAUUUUUAUCCAUCCGUGGGACGCCUCAUCACGCAGCUCAAGAUCCCCAUCGUCUAUGCCCAAGAGGGUAUCCAGGUCGACUACAAUAAAGAAAAAAUGUCGACCGAUGAGGAGAUCGAACGCUUUUGGAGCUCCGUGAAGGGCAAGGCCAUCGCACGAGAGUGCAACAAAUUCUAUUCUCAAUAUGAAGGGCAGAGUUGGAAGAAUGUGAUUUCAAUCGGAGAUUCAGACUUCGAGCGCUUGGGUACACAACAUGCCAUGGAGAACUACAUGCGUGAAACUGGAAUCCACAGCGAUGGGAAGUUAGUCGAUGUGAACGGCCAUCUCUACAAGGUUAGAACGAAGACCUUCAAAAUGCUGGAUGAGCCAACAGUGGAGGAGUUGACGGUAGAAGUGGAUAUGCUCAAGGCAUGGCUACCAUUAAUGGUAAAACUGGACAGCAGUUUUGAUGUGAACCUGAACAACGCGGACGACCCGGAGGUCCUCAAGUCGAUCGACACAACGCUUCGUGGCCAGUGA